Messenger RNA from Pipra filicauda (Wire-tailed manakin), 710 nucleotides. RefSeq names its product cyclic AMP-responsive element-binding protein 3-like protein 4. The annotation marks the transcript as partial. The record is from RefSeq and is a predicted model, not a curated record. Gene Ontology annotation, biological process: regulation of transcription by RNA polymerase II. NCBI's taxonomy places the organism in Eukaryota, Metazoa, Chordata, Aves, Passeriformes, Pipridae. Gene Ontology annotation, molecular function: RNA polymerase II cis-regulatory region sequence-specific DNA binding; DNA-binding transcription factor activity, RNA polymerase II-specific. Gene Ontology annotation, cellular component: nucleus. The transcript is spliced from 7 exons.
UGCCCCCCGCACCCCGCGCUGCCCCCCCUGCCCGGACCCGUCCACGUCCCCCUGCCCGUGCUCCGGCUCACGGAGGAGGAGAAGCGGCUGCUGGAGCAGGAGGGGGUGACCCUGCCCGGGGACCUGCCCCUCACCCAGGCCGAGGAGCGGCUCCUGAAGAAGGUGCGGAGGAAGAUCAGGAACAAACAGUCGGCGCAGGACAGCAGGAGGAGGAGGAAGGAAUACCUGGAUGGGCUGGAGAGCAGAGCAGCCGCGUGCUCGGCCCUGAACCGGGAGCUGCGGGAAAAGGUCCGGGAGCUGGAGAAGAGCAACGGGUCCCUCCUGCAGCAGCUCCAGGCGCUGAUCAAGGAAACGUCCACCAAGGCUGCCCAGACCGGCCCCUGUGUCCUGAUCCUGUUCCUGUCCCUGGGCCUGAUCCUGCUCCCGAGCUCCAGCCCCUUCCAGCAGAAGGAGCACCGGGACGGCCUCGGACCCACCGGAGUGAUCUCCAGGAACAUCCUGACACGGCAGGAGCCGGGAGAGGCCGGAGACCCCCCGAUCCCGGGGUGGGGCUGGGGGGCACAGCCGGGAUUGGGAGCGGAGGACGGAGCCGGGGGGGGGUCUGGGGAGGGGUUCCCCCCUCCUGGAAGGGAUCCAGGGACCAAUUCCUCCGAGCAGGACAUGGGGACAGGGGGACACGGGGACGAGAUGUGACCUGGAGACCCCUCGGA